This is a messenger RNA of Ornithodoros turicata, 1465 nucleotides long. RefSeq lists its product as uncharacterized. Gene Ontology annotation, cellular component: nucleus. The transcript has 13 exons. Lineage: Eukaryota; Metazoa; Arthropoda; Arachnida; Ixodida; Argasidae. The record is from RefSeq and is a predicted model, not a curated record. Bases 28 to 1317 code for a protein of 429 amino acids.
CAGCGCCGCCGCUCUCCCUCCUUCAAAAUGGCUGAUCGAAGUGUCAAGAGAGAUUCGACGGAUGGCAGCUCGCCCGCACAAGCUGCUGGCAAGAGAAUACGUCGACCCCCACCACAGACUACUUUGGUGACCCGGCGUACUUCCAGUCGGCGGUCGACUGUAUCUCGCCGCACCGUAGCUUCCCCUCGUAAACAUGUGCGCAAGUCUUCCAAGGCAGACGAUGACAUGUCAGAGGAUGAUUCUGACACUGACCCUGCUUGGAUGCCAGAUGCAACGAAGCCCGCUGAAGAAACUGAGAAGAAAGUCACAAAGAAAGGACAGAGGGCCAAGAAGAAGGUUCCUCCUGUCGCCCUGCAGAGUUGCUCAACAUCCGUUGAUCAAGAGGAACCUCCCCUGAAGAAGGACUACACAAGACGACGAAAAACGUGCGAUCCUGUCGAGGUGAAAGUGGAAGGAAGCUUCAAGACUGGAGAUUACAUAAUGGCAGUGGAAGAUCGCAACAAAGCUCGACCUCCCAUUUGGCGCAUUGAGGGUCGAUCUUUGCUGCAGCGCUUUGAACCCAUGCUGGCUGAUGGACUUGUUCUGCAUCGUAAUAUCUCAUCUUUUUCAGCGUGGAAUUCAUUGGAGCAGUCAAAGUACACAAACAUCACAGUUCGGAUCCAUUCCAACAGUAGGUCUGCCACUGUGGUGCAGGUUCUGGACAACCCGGAAGAUACCAAAAAUGGGAAAAGAAAAAUUGACAACCUGUUGGACAAGUACCAGGUGUACCUUCAGACAUUGCUAAGCCACGUCCUCGACCCAAAUUUUCUUGCGGAGGUUCACAGGGAAAAUGAUGAGUACUUCCUGAGCAACCUGCAGGCGAUCGACAGUGAGAACGAUCACUGGCGUAACAGUUUACGAGGCACACACAGGUGGAGUCCGGACCUGUUUGAGGCAGUCACAUCUUUCCCGCGUGUCAACCUGACAGAACAUAAUGCAGACACUGCCUGUCAGAGUUGCCAGGACAACGGUGUGAGCUUCGAGUGUAGCUUCUCUGGCUGCCAUUAUGGACGAGUGGAUCUAUGUGUGGUGGAAGAAGAACCUCAAGAAGAGCGAAAGCAGUUGUGCUCUUUGUGCGUUGAACCACUGCAGUGCUACAGUCGCCUCUACCACUACAAGUUGCACACCUUCCACAAGUGUAAAGAGAAGGUAGAGGGAAUUGAAAAGGAAGGCAAACUAAGAGAGUCUCACAUUAUCCUGGAGCACUGCCUUCAAGACGAUGAAUGGGUUAACCAGAUGCUAUUGGAUCUGGAAAACCUAUGGCAGUCGUGCAGCUGACUGAUAUGUGUAAACAACAGAUAUGUGUAAAUAAUGUUCCUCGUGCUGCUGUCGAACAAAUAUCUGCCAAAUGAACCAGUAGCGGGUAUUGUGCAACAACUGUAUUCAUUGUUGUCGAGAAUAAUAUAAAAUAAAAAAAACUGCGUUA